Messenger RNA from Ylistrum balloti, 1452 nucleotides. RefSeq lists its product as uncharacterized. NCBI's taxonomy places the organism in Eukaryota, Metazoa, Mollusca, Bivalvia, Pectinida, Pectinidae. The transcript is spliced from 3 exons. The record is from RefSeq and is a predicted model, not a curated record. Bases 1 to 1452 code for a protein of 483 amino acids.
AUGCUUAGCAUUACUUUCACAAGCAUCGCUGUAACCACUGGAAACUCCAGGACCAAUGCUUUCCUGAAGGAGGAGUAUGUAACCUUGACAGAAGAGGAAGGGGGCAUUUGUGGUAGAGGUCAGCAACCAGAGGGGAAAGACAGAAGAGGAAGGUGGCAUUUGUGGCAGAGGUCAGCAACCAGAGGGGAAAGACAGAAGAGGAAGGUGGCAUUUGUGGCAGAGGUCAGCAACCAGAGGGGAAAGACAGAAGAGGAAGGGGUCUUUUGUGGCAGAGGUCAGCAACUGGAGGGGAAAGACAGAAGAGGCAGGGUGCAUUUGUGGCAGAGGUCAGCAACUGGAAGGAAAAGGCAGAAGAGAAAAAGUAUGUUUGUAGCAGUGGUCAGCAGCAGUGGACAGAAGGGAAAGAAAACACUUAUUGUAGUGGUCAGCAGCAGUGGAAAGACAGAAGAGGAAGAUGACAUUUGUGGUAGAGGUCAGCAACCAGAGGGGAAAGACAGAAGAGGAAGGGGUCUUUUGUGGCAGAGGUCAGCAACUGGAGGGGAAAGACAGAAGAGGCAGGGUGCAUUUGUGGCAGAGGUCAGCAACUGGAAGGAAAAGGCAGAAGAGAAAAAGUAUGUUUGUAGCAGUGGUCGGCAGCAGUGGACAGAAGGGAAAGAAAACACUUAUUGUAGUGGUCAGCGGCAGUGGACAGAAGGGAAAGAAAACACUUAUUGUAGUGGUCAGCGGCAGUGGACAGAAGGGAAAGAAAACACUUAUUGUAGUGGUCAGCGGCAGUGGACAGAAGGGAAAGAAAACACUUAUUGUAGUGGUCAGCGGCAGUGGACAGAAGGGAAAGAAAACACGUAUUGUAGUGGUCAGCGGCAGUGGACAGAAGGGAAAGAAAACACGUAUUGUAGUGGUCAGCGGCAGUGGACAGAAGGGAAAGAAAACACUUAUUGUAGUGGUCAGCGGCAGUGGACAGAAGGGAAAGAAAACACUUAUUGUAGUGGUCAGCGGCAGUGGACAGAAGGGAAAGAAAACACUUAUUGUAGUGGUCAGCGGCAGUGGACAAAGGGAAAGAAAACACUUAUUGUAGUGGUCAGCGGCAGUGGACAGAAGGGAAAGAAAACACUUAUUGUAGUGGUCAGCGGCAGUGGACAGAAGGGAAAGAAAACACUUAUUGUAGUGGUCAGCGGCAGUGGACAGAAGGGAAAGAAAACACUUAUUGUAGUGGUCAGCGGCAGUGGACAGAAGGGAAAGAAAACACUUAUUGUAGUGGUCAGCGGCAGUGGACAGAAGGGAAAGAAAACACUUAUUGUAGUGGUCAGCGGCAGUGGACAGAAGGGAAAGAAAACACUUAUUGUAGUGGUCAGCGGCAGUGGAAAGACAGAAGAGGAAGAUGACAUCUGUGGCAGAGGCUUUAUAAAAUGCCAGGAAUGUCACCCUAGCAGCUUUAAGAAACGAGAUAGUUAA